AUUGCAACAGCAAUGACAUACGAAGAUUUGAGAAAACAGGCUCGCCAAUUAGAAUGUGAAAUUGAUCUUAAGCUUGUGGCAUUUAAUAAAUUAGCAGCAGGAGUCAAAACUUCUCAUACUCAUGGAUCAUCAGACACGGUGCCUUUACUUUCAGAGGAAGAUACCUUUGAUACGAUGGCUAUGGAGAUCCAACAACUUUUAAACAAACUAUCCCAAGUAAACGAAAGGAUGUCUGAGCAGCCAGUGUCUGGUGUAGCAAUGAUGCAUACAAUUCAGAGACAUCGAGAUAUUGCAGCUGAUUUACAGAGGGAUUUUCAUAAAACCAAUUCUCAGUUUGUAUCUAGGAGAGAAAGAGAAGAACUUUUUAAAAAUGUUCGUACUGAUUCCUUUAGAACUGAGGGCGUUAACAGACGAGACAUGUAUUUAAAGGAAAAUACACAUAUUCAGAAUUCCGAUCAAUUGGUAAAUGAACAAAUUGCAAUAGCAAUGGAGACAAAAGAUCAUUUGUUAAACCAAAGACAAACAUUUAAAAGAAUGCAAACCCGUUUUAAUGAUAUAUCUCAUAGAUUUCCUGUAAUUAAUAGUUUAGUGCAACGUAUAAAUUUAAGAAAACGUAGAGACGCAAUAAUUUUAGGAUCAGUAAUUGGAAUUUGUACUUUUCUAUUAUUAAUGUAUGCUUUUCAUUAGUGGCCUGUGAUUGUAACGUAUUGGGAAAUAUUUGUUAAAACGAAAAAUAUAAAUAAGGAGGAACCCAGUGGCGGCUCCAGAUGGUCUACACUGGGGGAUGCAUAAUUUAAGAAGUAGGUAUAAAAAAAAGCUUACCUAAAUUUCAUCUACACAUUAGAGGGAUGUACGCUAGUGACCCUAGGCUAUGGAUUAUCUCUAUACUCAGUAACAGUAAAAAUGCCGAACCAAUGGUAUUACCACAGUAUAAGGGUUUUCAUCUGUAUAGUAGGAUUAUUCCCUUGAGCUAACCUGAAAUACCGGCAUUUUUGCAGGCGGUCAUAAAUCAACUUUAUCCGUUCUGAACUUCUGUAUAGAAUAUAUUUGUUCUGUAUCUAUAUAGUUUCAAGGGGAUGCAAUUGCUCAUUUCCUCUCAUUAGAGACUAGAGAGCCGCAACUGGGUGAGCCUUCUAUAUCAUAAGAUUAAGAACAUUUUAUAUUUUGAAAUGGUAAAAAAAUUAGUAUUUUAAAACAAUAGUUUUAUUUAUUCUAUGUACGUUAUUGUAUAAUAUCAACUUGUUAUAAAAUUAUUUUACACAAA
Agrilus planipennis (emerald ash borer) is the source of this 1264-nucleotide messenger RNA. RefSeq names its product Golgi SNAP receptor complex member 1 (gene Gos28). The annotation marks the transcript as partial. The record is from RefSeq and is a predicted model, not a curated record. The transcript has 4 exons. Lineage: Eukaryota; Metazoa; Arthropoda; Insecta; Coleoptera; Buprestidae. Gene Ontology annotation, molecular function: SNAP receptor activity. Gene Ontology annotation, cellular component: cis-Golgi network; SNARE complex; Golgi medial cisterna. Gene Ontology annotation, biological process: endoplasmic reticulum to Golgi vesicle-mediated transport; vesicle fusion.